Molecule: messenger RNA, 3926 nt
Organism: Poecile atricapillus (Black-capped chickadee)
Lineage: Eukaryota; Metazoa; Chordata; Aves; Passeriformes; Paridae
Gene: RFXAP
Product: regulatory factor X associated protein
Exons: 4
Coding region: 1-993 (330 amino acids)
Biological process (GO): regulation of transcription by RNA polymerase II
Cellular component (GO): nucleus
Source: RefSeq, a predicted model, not a curated record
AUGGCUGUAACAGAGAUGAAGGACACUGAAGCAGAUGUGGGGCAACAGGGCCACAGCGGCUUCCCGCUAUCGGUGCUGGUAGAGCCGACCCCCGCAGUCCCUCACAGCGCUCCCGGGGGCGGGGCCGCCAUUACCGGGGCCCCUCCCCCGAGCGCGGCGGGGGCGCCUGCGCGGUGCGCGCGGGCGGAGGUGCGGGAGCGACGCGCUCAGGGACCGGCCGGGCCGGGUACCGCCGCUCUGCGGGGCAGCCCCGCCGCCGCUCCCGCCUCCUCCGCUUCUUCUUCCUCCUCCUCGUCGCCGCCGCCGCCGCGGCAGUUGACGCUGCUUGUGAUGCAGCCCGGCGGCGGCGAGGAGGCGGCGGCCGGAGCGGCGGGGGUGGUGCUGCAGCCGAGCGCCGACACGCAGCUGCCGCCCUCCGCCAGCGGCGGCCUCAUGGUGUUCUACGAGCUGGGGCCCGCCGGCGAGGUGGAGGUGGCGGAGGAGGAGGCCGAGGCGGCGGGCGGCGAGAGCACGGCCAGCCUGGAGGAGCUGGAGGAGGAGGAGGUGGCGGCGGCGGGGGCUGCGAGCGGCGAAGCGGCGGCGGGCGGCGAGUGCAAGAGCUGCACGUACGAGGGCUGCAGCGAGACCACCACGCAGGUGGUGAAGCAGCGCAAGCCCUGGAUGUGCAAGCGGCACCGCAACAAGAUCUAUAAGGACAAAUACAAGCGCAAGAAGAGCGACCAGGCCCUGGGGGCCGGCGGGGCGGCGGCCGCGGGGGGCGGCCCGCGGGCCGAGGAUAGUGUUGAAGGUUCAGUGUCUGUAACAAAGCAGAGAUCAGGAUCCAUUGGAGAUCGCCCAGCAAGACCUACUCUUUUAGAACAAGUAUUGAAUAAAAAGAGGCUGUCCCUACUCAGAAGCCCAGAAGUAGUGCAGUUUCUACAGAAACAACAGCGAUUGUUAAGUCAACAAGCUUUGGAACAAAGGCAGCAACAGUUUCAAGGAGCACCUGGGUAAUGAGGAAAGAUCAGUGAUCUGCAGAUGAGUUUGGUGCUGAAGGAGGGACAGGAUCUGUAUUUUGUAUAAAUACAAAGAAUCUCAAUGUUUAAACAUGACUGGAGGUUGCUGUUGUUAUGUAUUUGUUUCUUGUUUGCACUUUUGAGUUUUUGAGCUGCUUGGGUGUCUGCAAACUUGUGAGUAAGUCAUAGAAUGACCUGGGUUUUGUCAUGGAAACUUCCCAGUCUGACCAUUCACGAGGCUCUCUGACAGUCACUCUCCCCGUGCCAGAGACUUUAACUUCUGGGACCAAAGCUCCGUCACUGCGGGUAGCUCCAGUGAUCUGACAGGUGCUCCACUUGACUCCUUGCACAGCUGGCUCACAGUCAGACCAGAUCUCCUUUCUGGUUUGACCCCAAGUCUCAGCCACUUUGUUCCAUAAAGCAGUUUAUUAACAGUGUAAAAUACAGAAGUAGCCUGGGCUGGUGUCUCCUAGGAGGGAUCUCAAAGAGACUCCUGGGCUUUUAUACCAUCCCAGUGUAAGGCAAGCCGCAUUCUUCCUCCUGAGUCUUCCUUGCUGAAUCUUCCCACGCCACCUCCUGCCAUGUCCCUGUGUCCAUUCACCUGGCUAGCCACUCAUGUUCAAGCCUUUUGUUAUGCAGAGUUGGCAGUUCACUGCCUCCUGUGUUGAUCCCACCCACAGCUCAAUUUGCACCUCAACCUGUAUCUCUUAACUGUAGCUUACAAAUCAGCUACCUGCACCAGAUGUAUUCCUCUGUAGUUGGAAAGGACCUUAAAAGAUCAAGUUCCAACUCCCCUGCUUUGAGCAGGUCACCAUGAGCACAAUCAGGUCACCAUGAAGCUGCCUCUUUUCCAGAUUGAACAAUGCAAAUUCUCUCAGCUAUUCCUCAUAGGUGUGGUCUUCCCUCUAAUCAACUUGUGACCCAACUCUGGAUUUGCUGUAAAAAAUGCCCUUCCUAUGUCCUUCCUAUGUUGUGGGUUCCAGAGCUGGAUGCAGUCCACUAGACAGGGUUUCACCAGAGCAAAGGUAGGGGCUAUGAUGGGCUGACUUUGGCUGGACACACAGAUUUAUAAAUUUUCAUUACCUGCUCUCCCCUGUCCUUUCACAGAUCAGUAUUAUUUUCCCAUCUCAAGAGCAUCCUUCACCUCUCCAGAUGUCUAAAAUCAGGCCAUGACUUGGGCUGGAUUCCAUCAAGAUGGGUGCUCAAGACAGGAAAAACAGCACAAUUAUGUGGCACUAGUGUUGGCCCUGUGCCUCCCACUCUCCUUAUUCCUCAGAAAAUUAAUGCUUUAUCAGUUCAUGUCAUUUUUGCUGUUUUACUUUUGCAACAUACUACUUACACCACAAAUUAUUUUCCCCCCAAGGGUAAAUCUCCUUGGAGCACACACCAGGUCUCCCCAUCCUUCUGCAUUACCCACAAAGUACACUCAGGUAUUUGAACAAAGACAAUCAUAUAAAUGGGUUUGCUUUUUCCUAUAGGGAGAGAAAUACACCCUGAUUUUCCCAGCAACUUCCCAUGUAUAGUAUGGGGACCUUAUCUCCUCCUGGCAUUGUAUAGGGGUUUUGUCUGGGCAGGACCAGGGAGGUUUGCAGAUCCCCUGGUGUUAAUGAGCCAAGUGGCUUCUGUUAAAUAUACACCCCAAUCCUUCCAUACCCCAUUACCUAACACUUAUAACAUAGUCUUCAGCAGUCCAUUAUACUGCACAAUCUUUCCAGAGGCUUACGGGUGAUAACGGCAUGUAUGUCAACUCAAUACCAUGUUUCUUUUACCAAGAGUUUAUUGGGUUGUUUUGAAAAAGAGUACUGUUGUCUGAUUUGAUUCUCUCCGGGAUACCAUGUUGCCACAAUAUGUGUCUCUCAAGACCUGAGAUUGUGUCUUGAGCAGAGGCAGGGGUUUACAGGGUAUGUUGCAAGCCAGCUGUUGCCUCUACCAUGGUGAGUAUGUAACACUAGCCUCGGUGUGUUCAUGGCAGUGGUCUAAUUUGCAAGGCCUCACCAUACUGGAAACUCAGCUGCUGCCCUCUAUUCAAGGAAAGUUUGCUUCACUGGCUUGGUUGAUUGCAACACUGCUUCUCAUUCAAGAAUGAUCUGUGCAAUGGCCUCCAUAGUCAGGUCCACCCAUCAAUGAUGCACUCAUCUGUCUGUUACAGCUGAUGUUUCAUGGCCUCAUCAGGUUAUAAGUAGCUCACCCUUCCAGUCCAAGUGUACCUAAAUUAAUUCAGUUUUGGCAGCCUGUUCAUUUGGGAUCCUGCUCAUUGUUUUGACAUUCUUCAGUGGUGUGGAUUUUGGGCAUGAUGUACCUUUCCAGCCAUGUUUUUGACCUGUGCACUGAUGUCCUGCCCCAGUGCAGGUGCAGUCCAGCCCAGAUGGGUUUAUCCCUGCGUUGCCAAUUGAUCUUCCAUUUUUGCAGCCACCUCCAUAGGGCAUGAGCUACCAUCCAGGAGUCAGGAUAGAUACAGGUCCCUUUUCUCAUUCAGCAGUCUCUGAGGCUAGUUUGGAUGGCUUUCAUCUCUGCAAACUGGCUUGACUUGCCUUCUUCAGCAGCCUCAAUGACUUGUAUGAUGCUGCCAUGCAGCAGGAUCCAUCACUAAAUAGGGCAUAACCUCUUUCUGGUAACUCGUUAUGUGGGGGUGCUUCUUGUGCACGUCUUCUCUGGCAGUGUUCCAAAACCUUUGCCUUCUGGCCAGUCCAUGAUUUUUUCCGGAAUUCCCAAUUGAGCUCAUGUAAUCAAUGCUACCCUUUACUUCAUGUAGCACUGGCUGCAUGAUAUGUUAAAGGGAUGUUUCCUUUGAAAUCUGGAGAAGUAUUUUCCAGUUAUUUUUAAACCUUCAUUUUAAUAUUUAAUUUGUUAAUAAAAAAUUGUUUAUGGUAGCAGUGUUUAGCUGUACACCCUUUUCCUACCAAAGGUAUAAUUAACAUUUUUCUAUAUAAA